This is a messenger RNA of Cyprinodon variegatus (sheepshead minnow), 3058 nucleotides long. RefSeq names its product chondroitin polymerizing factor 2 (gene chpf2). Gene Ontology annotation, cellular component: Golgi cisterna membrane. Lineage: Eukaryota; Metazoa; Chordata; Actinopteri; Cyprinodontiformes; Cyprinodontidae. Gene Ontology annotation, molecular function: glucuronosyl-N-acetylgalactosaminyl-proteoglycan 4-beta-N-acetylgalactosaminyltransferase activity. The coding region runs from base 1 to 2292 and encodes 763 amino acids. The record is from RefSeq and is a predicted model, not a curated record. The transcript is spliced from 4 exons.
AUGCGCCUUUCGUCCUUUUUGGCCGUGUUCAGGCCUGCUUUACCCCUCAUUCUGGGGCUGUCUUUGGGAUGCAGUCUCAGUCUUUUGAUGGUGUCCUGGACGCAAGGGGACACGGAGGACCCCUGCAGAGAUGAGCUGGCUGAAGGUGGGCUCUUCCUGGGUAAAGGAGAGGCUCACAGAGGAGGGAGAGAUGGAGCUGGAGAGGAGGACUUCCAGCCAAGAAUAGUGCCAUAUCACAAGGAUCCAACUAAACCACAUAAGAAAGUCCUCAGAACAAGAUACAUCCACACUGAACUGGGCAUCAGAGAGCGGUUGUUGGCGGGUGUCCUCACCUCCAGGGCCACCCUCAACACGUUAGCCGUGGCAGUGAACCGCACAGUCGCCCAUCACUUCCAUCGAACCUUUUUCUUCACGGGCUUACACAGCCCCAAGGUGCCCCGUGGGAUGACAGUGAUAGCCCAUGGCGACGACAGGCCGGUGUGGCUGAUGUACGAGACGGUGCGACAUCUCCAUCAGCACUACGGCUCAGAGUACGACUGGUUCCUCUUGGCGCAGGACGACACCUACAUGCAGGCGGGUCGCCUCUCAGAGCUGGUGGGCCACCUCAGUGCGGGUCAGGACCUAUACAUGGGCAGGGCUGAGGAGUUCAUCGGAGGGGAGGAGAAGGCGCGUUACUGCCACGGGGGCUACGGCUACCUCCUGUCUCGCAGCCUUCUGGCUCGUUUGCAGCCGCACCUCGACACCUGCCGCAAUGACAUCCUCAGCGUUAGACCUGAUGAGUGGCUGGGCCGCUGCAUCAUCGACUAUUUGGGUCUAAGCUGCGUGGAGGUGCACCAGGGGAUGAUGUAUCGUUACUUUGAGCUGGGGAAAAACGCAGAUCCGGAGCGUGAAGACAGCCUUACGUUUAAAAAUGCCUUCACAGUCCAUCCUGUGUCGGACCCCAUCCUCAUGUACCGGCUACACAAACGCUUCAGUCAAAUAGAGCUGGAAUGGACUUAUCAGCAGAUUCAGGAUCUUCAGAUGCAGAUCAGCAACCUGAGCCACCUGACUCCUGAGGGGAAGGCAGGGAUCACAUGGCCAAUAGGAAUCAACUCCCCCUUCAAACCCAAAACCCGCUUUGAGGUCAUAAACUGGGAUUACUUCACUGAGGACCACAUUUACUCCUGCACUGACGGCUCGCCUAAAUGCGAGAUGAGAGGAGCCGACCGAGCCGAUGUCAGCGCCGUGCUGGAGGUCGCCGUGGAACGUCUCAACAAGCACUACCAGCCACAGCUCCGCUUCCGCAAAGGCCGCCUGCUGAACGGCUACAGACGCUUCGAUCCCACGCGUGGUAUGGAGUACAUCCUCGACCUGGCGCUGGAGGCUUUCACCCAGAAGGGCCACAGUCAGGUUAUCGCUAAAAGGGUCAACCUGCUCCGACCCCUUAGCGCCGUAGAGAUUAUCCCCAUGCCUUAUGUGACAGAGGCCACACGGGUGCAGGUCAUCCUGCCGGUCACCGCGCAGGAUCAGGACUAUGUCGGCAACUUCCUGGACAUGUAUGUGACAAACACUCUGGACACCCACGACAACGUGUUACUGACCUUCCUGUUCAUCUACGAUCCCUUCGACGCUCAGAGGGUCAGCCAGACUGACGUGUUCGCUGGCGUCAAGUCAAUGAUCGCAGAAGUGGAAAAACGUUACGGCGACGUGAAGAUUCCCUGGAUUAGCGUGAAGACUGAGGUUCCCUCACAGGUCAAGCUGAUGGACAUCAUUUCUAAGAAGCACCCCGUGGACACUCUUUUCUUCCUGUCAAGUGUUUGGACCGAGGUCAAUGCAGACUUCCUGAACCGCUGCAGAAUGAACGCCAUCAGCAACUGGCAGGUUUUCUUCCCCAUCCACUUCCAGGAGUACAACCCCGCCGUCAUCUACCGCGACCAGCAGCCGUCCGCCGCCUCCACCUUCGCCUCGGAGUCUCUCCGAGACGGCCACUUCGACCGGCACAUCUUCGACGAGGCCUGCUUCUACAACGCCGACUACAUGAGCGCCCGCACCAAAAUGGCCGCCGACAUUUUAGAGAACGAGGAGCUGAUGGAGACCAUGGACGUGUACGACAUCUUCGUGCGUUACUCCGGCCUGCACGUGUUCAGGGCCGUGGAACCCGCGCUGAUCCAGAAAUAUGUGCGGCGAGCGUGCAACCCUCGCUUCAGCGAGGACAUCUACCACCGCUGUGUAAUCAGCAACCUGGAGAGCCUGGGGUCCCGGUCGCACCUCGCCAUGGCUCUGUUCGAGCAGGAACAGGCCAACAGCACAUAAAGCUUUUCUCUUUUCAAUCAAGUGGUACUGAGAUGUCUGGAUCAGCCUCAAACAACCUAAAACUGUUUACGUCUCAUGGCUGAAAGGGACUCGUGUAACUUCUACACAGCGGUGAAUCGUAGCGUCGCUUCAUGAUUGGACGCUUAGCAAAAGAUGCUGCUUGAUUCCUGCUGUUAACGUUAACUCACCUUCUGUGAGUUGGUAUUUAUAUCUAUUUUUUGGUGCAUUUCAUCCGCUAUAAUCCAUGAACAAAGGCCUUCUUUGUUGACAGAGACAAAAACAAAUCAGUCGAGCCAUAAGUCUUCCUUUGUGGAGAUGUUCAAGUAUUGCUAACAAGCUGAAGCCAUUGGCUGCCUUUUUCUUUUUUUUUCCUAAGAAGUAUUAAAGAGUGAAAUUAACACUCAUCCCUGUUUUCUUUUCAUUUCCGUUUCUCAGUAUUUUAAAAAUAAUGUAUAUCUGCUGUAUUGAAGAAACGGUAACGGUGAGAUACAGCUGGAAAGAUAACUAAACAAACCAUUUUUUUAGCUCAACGUAUUUCUGUUGAGGCAAUAAUAAUCAGUAACAUAAUUACUUCAAAUAAUACAUUUAGUAAAAAGGUUAUUGUAAUCAAGUUGAGCAGUGCAGGAAAAAAGAGUAUUAAAGAUAUGUUUUUAUAAAAGCUGGUACUAUACUAGAGCUUCAUUUGGCCUCGUUCAGAAUAAGGAGUGGGCUACAUUUUCCUAACUAGAUACUGUAUAUAAUGUCAUGGGGGACUUUUUUUUUAAAC